AUGUGGGGACUGACUAAUCUGACAACUGGAACUGACUUUGUUCUACUGGGGUUGUUUUACCACAUUCAAGCACCCAGUAUCCUCUUCUCUUUCAUCUUUUUGGUGUUUCUUGUAACCCUUGCUGGCAAUGUUAUGAUUAUCAUUCUCAUUUGGAUAGAUGCUCAACUCCAUACACCUAUGUACUUCCUUCUCAGCCAACUUUCAACCAUGGACCUCUUGAUUAGCUCCACUUUUGUCCCAAGGACAGCCACUGACUACCUGUUUGGGAAGAAAACCAUUUCCUUUAUUAACUGUGGGAUUCAGCUCUUCCUCUUUGCCACCCUCUUCGGAGCAGAGUGCCUUCUCCUGGCAGUCAUGGCUUAUGACCGCUAUGUGGCUAUAUGCCACCCUCUCCAUUACUCAGUUCUCAUGCACCCUACCAUCUGUGCCUUCUUGGUGGCUGGCAGUUGGCUGAGUUCUCUGAUAAAUACCUUGGUCCAUGUCAUAUAUACCUUGAAACUCCCUUACUGUGGCUCCCGUGAAAUCCAUCAUUUCUUCUGUGAGAUCCCAGCUCUCCUGAAACUUGUUUGUGCUGAUACAUCUCAUUAUGAAUAUGGACUUUAUGUCAGUGGUGUUGUGUUCCUCCUCCUUCCAAUAUCUGCCAUUGUGGCCUCUUAUGGGCAGAUACUCUCUACUGUUUUGAGGUUACAUUCAAAUGUAGGGGUGAGAAAAGCUUUGGCAACUUGUUCCUCCCAUAUGAUUGUGGUGUCUCUCUUCUAUGGAACAGCCAUCAUCAUGUACAUUGUCCCCACAGUGUAUCAUACAGCAGAGCAAGAUGAAGUAGUGUCUGUCUUCUACACUGUUCUCACUCCCAUGCUCAACCCCCUCAUCUACAGUCUUCGAAAUAAAGAGGUGACUAGAGUCCUCAGGAAAGUUCUUGGUAAUCCUGCUUAA
This is a messenger RNA of Choloepus didactylus (southern two-toed sloth), 933 nucleotides long. RefSeq names its product olfactory receptor 2T27-like. Gene Ontology annotation, molecular function: olfactory receptor activity; G protein-coupled receptor activity. Gene Ontology annotation, biological process: G protein-coupled receptor signaling pathway. The record is from RefSeq and is a predicted model, not a curated record. Lineage: Eukaryota; Metazoa; Chordata; Mammalia; Pilosa; Megalonychidae. The transcript has a single exon. The coding region runs from base 1 to 933 and encodes 310 amino acids. Gene Ontology annotation, cellular component: membrane.